AUGCGGGCGUCCAUGACAUACGCAUUUGGGAGGCUUAGUGGUCUAGGCAAUCUGACAUGGCACGAGUCGGAUAUUGGAGGUGGGCUGAUGGUUGGAAACCCUUCCAUUUCCAUCGAGGUAUCAUCCUACAUGUGCUCGCUCCGCAGGCGCAAGGUGCAAGCGGGCGAGGUUGCAAACAGUGCCCGGGCUAUUACCUCGGAAAUAUUGCUAAAACUGUAUCAUUACAACCACCUCCCUGAAAAUUGGACCAUUCGUGCCUACCAGCCUGGCGAGCGCGUGCGUGGUGGCUCUGGUAAUGACCUGAGUCGAUGGGGUGGUGGGCGUGUACGGCGGCUUCUGUCAGCUGCCUAUACUGUGGCAUUCAUAUGCAUGCUUCGUUUUGACGAGGUUCUGAAGAUACAGGUACACGAUCUUCGCGUGCACGAUACCCAGAUAGUGCUACACCUUCCCUUCCGCAAAACUCAUCAAAAUGGCGACAUCAAACCGUUUCACCUCUGGCCCUUUUCAUCGUCCGAGGCACACCUCUGCCCAGUGAGAGCACUUGCUGCCUGGCUGAAGGAGUCGAAAGUCACGUCGGGCUACCUCUUUCGAAAGAUUGCUUCAGGUGACCGAAUCUCAGAGGCCAAUAGUCCCAUGUCCUCUGAGCAGUUCCUGGAGCUUUUUCGGAACAACCUCCUCGAUGUUGACAUCGACCCUACUCCAUAUGGCACACAUUCAAUCUGCGAGUGGGGAGGGUGGAGUGUGGAAUUUACGAACAUGACAAUCGUGAAGUAUCUCAUUUCUUCGAAUGAUGAUCCCACUGAGCCAAGGGAGCAAUUCCUGAACCCUAACAGACGGCCGAUGGUGAAGUGCUCUCAGUGCGGGAGAUGCUGUUCCUGUGGCUAA
Molecule: messenger RNA, 885 nt
Organism: Suillus subalutaceus
Lineage: Eukaryota; Fungi; Basidiomycota; Agaricomycetes; Boletales; Suillaceae
Product: DNA breaking-rejoining enzyme
Exons: 6
Coding region: 1-885 (294 amino acids)
Biological process (GO): DNA integration; DNA recombination
Molecular function (GO): DNA binding
Source: RefSeq, a predicted model, not a curated record